Molecule: messenger RNA, 1056 nt
Organism: Penicillium olsonii
Lineage: Eukaryota; Fungi; Ascomycota; Eurotiomycetes; Eurotiales; Aspergillaceae
Source: the annotation of a GenBank genome assembly
AUGGAAUUCAUCCACAAGUUAGCAGCACAGUACUUCCAGCUGGUGGAACUCAAUCAUUUGGACCUACCACCAGGCUCGGUGCUUGUCAGGCCAGAAGUGCAGGCAGCAUUAUAUGAGCACAUGUUCGACGAGACUAUCUUUCCUAUCCCACCACACAGCUACCGAAGUCGAGUGCUCAAACAGAUUCUCUCACGCAUCGAGGAAUCAAUCACUGACCCUGAGCAGGAUGAAAUCAAUGAUGAUCUGAUGGAAAGCUGGAGCACAUUGGUCUCUCAGCCCAAACCAUCAUCGCUUCAACAAGCCCAACAACUUUCGUUGGUGAAGUACACAGCCCCAAACAGUACACGAACAGUCACGACAUCUGAGUCUCGGGGACUGAUUCUCUCUGGCGGCACAACGGGAAACCGCACCUGGGAAGCAGCACUGCAUCUCGGAUCUUUCCUGGCAUCGAAUGAAGGCGAGGAGCUCGUCCGCGGCAAGCGGGUUAUCGAGCUAGGCGCUGGAACAGGGUUCUUGGCUCUAUUUUGUGCUCGCCAUCUUGGUGUGCAAAGUGUCGUCGUCACUGACCGGGAACCUUUCUUGAUUGAUAAUAUCAAUGCCUGUAUACGAUACAACCAGAAUGGCGAAAAGCCCAUUCCCAUCUACCCGGCUGUCUGGGAGUGGGGGACGUCGUUAGACAGAACUGGAGAGCUUGAUGGCGUUGAGGGAGGAUUGAAGUUUGAUGUUGCACUUGGUGCCGAUUUGAUCUAUGACACCGAUCUUGUUCCCCUGUUGCUAUCUACUGUGGGAGACCUCUUCGACAACUAUGGCGUUGAGCAGUUCAUCAUUGCUGCGACGCUGCGCAACGAGGAUACGUUCCGCACUUUCUUGAAUGGAUGCGGUGAGUUGAUUUCGCGCCGCGAAGAAAUCUUGAGUAACAUGCUGACCAUGUCAGAAACUAAUAAAUUCACCGUUGAAACUCUUUCGUUUGAGUCAACACCAUCAGAAGACCAAACAGGUUUCUUCCACUCGACCAGCAUCCCGAUCCGGACGUAUCGGAUCUCGCGGGCGAAUUAA